AAAUCUGUCCCUUACUUGUAGUGCAGAAUAUCUUUACAAGAAUUGUAAACUGUGUGCAGAUCAUUUUGAGGACUGCAUGUUCACCAGCAUGGAAAAGAAGAGAUUAAAUCCUCAGAGUAAGCCAACUCUAUUCAAAAUUCCAAAUCCUCCACCCCAAAUUGGGAAAAAACGAAGCGCAAUUGAAAGAAAAGAAAUUCAAUAUGUUCCAUCAGCAAAGAAAUCUCAACAUGAAGAAAUAGCCAAUGUUACAGGAAUAAGGGAAGAGCAACUUAGCAAAGAGUGCAACAAUAAGCAUGGUGAAAGUUUUAACAUUGAUGAGAUGGAAGAAGAAAAUAAAACAAUGGAAGGCAACCAAGUUUAUGAUGUUCCAACGAAUCAAUCAAACGAAAAUGAAGAAGACAAUCCACCUGAGUGUUCAAAACGAGAUUUCAGUGGUCAAACAAACCAAUCUCUCUCAAAUAACACCCCUAGGAAGAGAAAACAAAAAACAAGAAUUCAAACUAAGAAAAAAAAUACGAAGGCUGAGCAGAAAGAUUAAAAAUCUGGUGAAAGAGGAUAUCG
Xenia sp. Carnegie-2017 is the source of this 561-nucleotide messenger RNA. RefSeq lists its product as uncharacterized. The transcript is spliced from 5 exons. Bases 77 to 538 code for a protein of 153 amino acids. The record is from RefSeq and is a predicted model, not a curated record. Lineage: Eukaryota; Metazoa; Cnidaria; Anthozoa; Malacalcyonacea; Xeniidae.